Molecule: messenger RNA, 1485 nt
Organism: Haemonchus placei
Lineage: Eukaryota; Metazoa; Nematoda; Chromadorea; Rhabditida; Trichostrongylidae
Source: the annotation of a GenBank genome assembly
AUGAUUUACGAUAUUGAAGCAUGCCUGAAAAGUGGGAGAAUCGAUAAAAUUCAGGUUCGCGACAAUCUAGUAGAAGCGGCAAAACGACAGCCCCGAGUGCCGCUUGUAGAGGGUUUUGGUCCACCGAUAGUGAAGGAUGAGCCGUCGAAAGAAGAAGAGAAACAAAAGGAUAUGCCUGUGGUACCGAAGCCGGCGUUUUUUGUGAACACCUCAGAUCCCAUUUAUAAGUCUGGAGAUCCAAAUCAAGCGGGUGAAAAAGGAGCUGCAGUGAAUAUUGACAAAAAUAAAUUAUCGCCAGAAGAGAAGAAGAAGUACGAUCUGGGCUUCCAAAAUAACGCUUUCAAUCAAUAUGCAUCAGAUAUGAUAUCAAUACAUCGAACGCUACCGGAAAUUCUUGACCAAGAAUGUUUGACAGAGAAGUACCAUGACGAUCUGCCAGACACAUCCGUCGUUGUAUGUUUCCAUAACGAGGCGUGGUCAGUGCUACUGCGUACUGUUCAUUCAAUACUGGAACGAACGCCUGAUCGAUUGCUCAAGGAAAUCAUUCUGGUUGAUGAUUUUUCAGACAUGGCGCACACUAAAGAGCCCCUUGCUCGAUAUAUGUCACAAUUUCCAAAAGUGAAGAUUCUGCGGAUGGAAAAACGGGAAGGACUGAUCCGCGCGCGGUUACGUGGCGCUGCAAUCGCAGAGGGAAAAGUGUUGACAUAUCUUGACUCACACUGUGAAUGUAUGGAAGGAUGGAUUGAGCCGUUAUUAGACCGAAUAAAGCGAGAUCCAACCACGGUGGUGUGUCCUGUAAUUGAUGUCAUUGAUGACAAUACAUUCCAGUACCACUACUCGAAGGCAUAUUUCACGAAUGUCGGUGGUUUCGACUGGGGUUUGCAGUUCAAUUGGCAUCCCAUCCCGGAACGGGAUAGGAAGAUGCGUUCAAGAGCUAUCGACCCAGUCCGAUCUCCGACAAUGGCUGGCGGUCUUUUUUCCAUUGAUCGAGCAUAUUUCGAAAAACUUGGCACCUACGAUCCAGGUUUCGACAUUUGGGGAGGAGAAAAUCUUGAACUGUCGUUCAAGAUUUGGAUGUGUGGUGGAACUCUGGAAAUUGUUCCAUGUUCACAUGUUGGACACAUUUUCCGAAAACGGUCGCCUUAUAAGUGGAGGACUGGAGUAAAUGUGCUGAAGAGGAAUUCAGUACGAUUAGCAGAAGUAUGGCUGGAUGAAUACAAACAAUAUUAUUACGAACGGAUCAAUAACCAGUUGGGAGAAAUUGGCGAUAUAUCUGAACGUAAGAAAUUACGUGAACGUCUUGGCUGCAAGUCAUUCAAAUGGUAUUUGGACAACAUAUUCCCAGAAUUAUUUAUUCCUGGUGAAUCGAUUGCCAAAGGAGAGGUACGUCUUGAGCUACGAUUGACUUCUCACUCAUUUCCUAAUCCUUCUAUAUUUCCAUCAUUUUCCUUUCUCUUUCUUCCCUCUUCUCGAAUACGGCAUUGA